AUGCUAAGGAUAAUUCUUAUUUAGCACACGCAUGUGAGUAAUUGCAUCAAAUUGAUCACGCCAAUUUUACUUGGAAUUGAUUAAAUUUGUGAUAAUUUCUCCAACUUAUUAGAGGUUUGUACCUUCCUGAUAUUCAGGAAGUUCUUCUCUUGUAUAAUAGACUAUGUUAUUAUUGUUGUUUCCGUAGACCUAUUAAUUCAAUUAUUAAUUAUCUUGAUACUACUAGUUGGUAUUUUAGUUAUUAGGAAAAAAGCUGUUGUCCAUUUUGAUAAGCGUACUGUUAUUAUUUAAAGAAAAGUGUUAAGAUGUAUUAUUAAGAGUGGUAGUAUGUAGGGAUUUUGCAGAUUAUUCUUCUAGUUUAAUGGAACUUAUUUAGUUCUUAGAUGGAUUAUAUAAUUUUGA
Molecule: messenger RNA, 402 nt
Organism: Tetrahymena thermophila SB210
Lineage: Eukaryota; Ciliophora; Oligohymenophorea; Hymenostomatida; Tetrahymenidae
Product: transmembrane protein, putative
Exons: 1
Source: RefSeq, a predicted model, not a curated record